Molecule: messenger RNA, 1314 nt
Organism: Tupaia belangeri chinensis (Chinese tree shrew)
Lineage: Eukaryota; Metazoa; Chordata; Mammalia; Scandentia; Tupaiidae
Gene: POU1F1
Product: POU class 1 homeobox 1
Exons: 6
Coding region: 1-876 (291 amino acids)
Biological process (GO): regulation of transcription by RNA polymerase II
Molecular function (GO): DNA-binding transcription factor activity, RNA polymerase II-specific; RNA polymerase II cis-regulatory region sequence-specific DNA binding
Source: RefSeq, a predicted model, not a curated record
AUGAGUUGCCAAUCUUUUACUUCAGCUGAUACCUUUAUACCUCUGAAUUCUGACGGUUCUGCAUCGCUCCCUCUGAUAAUGCAUCACAGUGCUGCUGAGUGUCUACCGGUCUCCAACCCCGCCACCAAUGUGAUGUCUACAGCAUCGGGACUUCAUUAUUCUGUUCCUUCCUGUCAUUAUGGAAACCAACCAUCAACCUAUGGAGUUAUGGCAGGUAGUUUAACCCCAUGUCUUUAUAAAUUUCCUGACCACACCCUGAGUCAUGGAUUUCCUCCCAUACACCAGCCUCUCCUGGCAGAGGACCCCACAGCUGCUGAUUUUAAGCAGGAACUCAGGCGGAAAAGUAAAUUGGUUGAAGAGCCAAUAGACAUGGAUUCUCCUGAAAUCCGAGAACUUGAAAAGUUUGCCAAUGAAUUUAAAGUGAGAAGAAUUAAAUUAGGAUACACCCAGACAAAUGUUGGGGAAGCCCUGGCAGCUGUGCAUGGCUCCGAAUUUAGUCAAACAACUAUCUGCCGAUUUGAAAACCUACAGCUCAGCUUUAAAAAUGCCUGCAAACUAAAAGCCAUAUUAUCCAAAUGGCUGGAGGAAGCCGAGCAAGUAGGAGCUUUGUACAACGAAAAAGUGGGAGCAAAUGAAAGAAAAAGGAAACGGAGAACAACUAUAAGUAUUGCUGCUAAAGAUGCUUUGGAGAGGCACUUCGGAGAACAGAAUAAACCUUCCUCUCAAGAGCUCAUGAGGAUGGCUGAAGAACUGAAUCUUGAGAAAGAAGUUGUAAGAGUUUGGUUUUGCAACCGAAGGCAGAGAGAGAAGAGAGUGAAAACAAGUCUGAAUCAGAAUUUAUUUUCUAUUUCCAAGGAGCAUCUUGAGUGCAGAUGAAAUUUUCUAUUGUGUAAGAGUCAUGUUUCUUUUUCUAUUUUUCAUGGCUUUCUCUUCCUCAACAAAACCAGAAACUUAUUAUUUGGGUGGCUUCAAAAAUCAUUUUAUGCUAAUAACUUUUGCAGAUACUUUGGUUCGUUCGUUCUUUUCUUUCUCUCUCUCUUUUUCUUUUUCUUUCUUUCUAAUCCUUUUUUAGAAUCUAACAGGGUCAGAUGGUGGAGCAAGGUAAAAUUCAGUGCUCUGCAAGGCAAUCUCACUUGGGAGGUUUCCCAGUUCAAGUCUGGAGACCUCCCUGUGUACAAGAGGCACACACCUGCCCAUGAUGUGGGGCUGGCUGAAGGUUGGUGGUAGGUCACAAUAUAAAGACUCUGUUGGUGCUGUCUUGCUCUCUCACUUGCUUUCUUGCUCAUUAAAUAGAUUAAUUAAUGAAAUGAACUU